AUUGGUAAAAGGCACCGGCUGUCAACUAUUUAGAUAGUGAGAUUGACGGUGUUUGGCGGCAUACUCAAAAUAUACGGAGGAUGAACGCAGCUCGUAGUGAAAGUAUCUGUAGGCGUUUCAUAAAUGGCUCAUGCCGAUUUGGUUCAAGGUGUAAUUAUCGACAUGAAUGGCCAGUUAUACCGCGAUCCCAAAUAUGUAGGUACUUUCAGAAAGGUGGAUGCUGGUAUGGCGAACACUGUAGGUAUCUCCAUGUCCUUCACCCUGAAGUUGAUGCAGCUGUUGCAGGUAGAAGAGGUUCAGUCCCUACCGUUUCAUCCUCCAGUGUGGCUUACGCUCUGCCUGAUAGAAGAGGGUCAGAGCCUGCUCUUUUGCAGGCUGAGGUGACGUCCAGGGGCAGGUCACAGUCGCUGGUUCAUAUCUCAAAUCCUCAACACAACAUUGGACGCCUGGCAGCGGAUAUUGCUGAGGAACAAUCACAAGAUACUCGCACUCUCUCUGCUUCUUGGGAAUCUGUCCAAAGUUCAGAAGUUACUCAAGCAUGUGCAUGUCAUGAAAGAAAUGAGCAGGAGACUUCUUCCUAUGAGCCGACGGACAAUGGUGCAGCUGCUGCAGCCUCCAGUUCCCUGAGGAGUAUUGAGAUAAUGGAGGCCUCCCUCCAGAGUAAAAACGUGACCUGUGGCAUCUGCAUGGACAAGGUGUAUGAAAAGCUAGACCCACGAACCCAUGUUUUUGGAAUCUUGCCAAACUGCGAUCACGCCUUCUGUUUACAAUGCAUUAUGACCUGGAGGAAAACGAAAGACCUCGGGCCGGAUGUGGUAAAGACCUGCCCACAGUGCCGCGUGAGGUCUGCCUUUUAUGUGCCUCACAAACACUGGGUUGAAGGGCGAGAAAAGGAAAGCGUCAUUGCUGCCUUCAAAGAUAAAUUCAGUAAGAGAAGAUGCACUUACUAUACCCGAUACGGAUGCUGCCCCUUCAAAACGGAGUGCCUUUAUCAGCACGACAAACCUGACCACCGCGGGUCAUUUCCGUAUUAUUCCGAAGAAGAAGAAUACGACGGUGUAGAUCUGCUUAAUCUUUUCAUAGCCAUGACCCUUCUCGGUGAUGAAGAGAGACGACGAUGAUGACAACUUUGGCUUUCCUUUUUACUUAUCUGAGGAGUAUGGUUUCUGAGACGUCUUCUAUUUUUGUCAGUGCCUGAAACCACUGACUGGGGUCAUGAUUAUAAAAUUGGCCCAGAACAUCACAUGGCUGUGUUUUGACUCUUCUGUCAGUAUUGAAGCUUCGUCUUGAGUAGCUGUGAUCAAGAUCCGGGAUGUCAACCAUGCACCAUGGAGUGCCCAGUUUGUUGGGGGUUUUAAUUAGUCAGGCUACAGCAGGUGAUUUCUUUUCUUUUUUUAACUGACUAGCACUCCUUCGACCAGAGGAACUAAUCUGUGAUGUUACCUGCUGCAGUCUCUGUUUGGAAAUGAGGAAGUGUACACUCGUCUCUCUAUGCCACAUGGUUUGUUGCCCCUGUUCUAGAUGUAAGCAUUCCAGAUGUGAUGAAUCUUUAAUCUGUCUAAUGACCUUGUGGUUAAUCUGUGGCCUUUUUAGUUUGGAUUUAUUUCACUCUGUGGCCAUAGUGUUUGAAACAGGUUGCAGAUUAAUUAUCCCUCAACCUGACUUCUCAACUAGCAAUUUGCACAAUUUUGAUAUUUUAAAGUGUUGUGUGGAUGGUAGUUUUAAUUGUCUAUAGAUAAAAAGUAUGUUGUACCCCUUCUUGCUAAUGUCCACUACUGAUGCCUGCCUCAAGUGAUUGUCAUGAGACCCUUUUUCCUAGUUUUGGCAAGAAUAUAAAAUGUUAAGAUUUUAUUUCUUUUUAAACAAGUUGUACUUGUACACAAAAAAUAAAACAUUGCUUCACACUUGU
This is a messenger RNA of Cottoperca gobio, 1909 nucleotides long. RefSeq names its product makorin, ring finger protein, 4 (gene mkrn4). Lineage: Eukaryota; Metazoa; Chordata; Actinopteri; Perciformes; Bovichtidae. Gene Ontology annotation, biological process: protein polyubiquitination. Gene Ontology annotation, molecular function: metal ion binding; ubiquitin protein ligase activity. The transcript is spliced from 8 exons. The record is from RefSeq and is a predicted model, not a curated record. Bases 81 to 1121 code for a protein of 346 amino acids.